This is a messenger RNA of Lolium rigidum, 3873 nucleotides long. RefSeq names its product disease resistance protein RGA2-like. Gene Ontology annotation, molecular function: ADP binding. The record is from RefSeq and is a predicted model, not a curated record. Lineage: Eukaryota; Viridiplantae; Streptophyta; Magnoliopsida; Poales; Poaceae. Gene Ontology annotation, biological process: defense response to other organism. Bases 1 to 3873 code for a protein of 1290 amino acids. The transcript has 2 exons.
AUGGCUUCUGGUGUUGCGGUCUUUGCAGGCAAAGCUAUAGCAACAUCAGUGAUCUCCUAUAUUAUCAACAAAGCCUUUGACUAUUUGAAGGAUAACAAGACAUCUGGAGGGUUGAAGAGUACAAAGGAGAGGCUAGAGAGAGUGCUUCCACAGAUCCAGGUGGUGUUUGAUGCCGUUGACACUGAGCCAAUCAGAAAUCAAAGUGAAGCUUUGGAUGCAUGGUUGUGGCAGCUUAGAGAUGCUGUCGAGGAAGCUGAGGACGCACUUGAUGACCUUGAAUACUGCAAGCUUGAGGAGGAGGCAAAAUUGCAAGAUAACAAGGUGCGUGGCUCUCUCCAUAAGUACAAGGGCAAGGUCAUUCAACAGGUUAAUCAUGUAUUCAACUCUGGGUCAAUGAAGAGGCUGAGACGUUCUGUUAUGACUUUAGAUGAGGUUGCGGCAGGUGUAGACCGUUUUUUCCAGGUUCUCAAUCACUUAGAUAACGAUAAGAUGAAGAACCAUAAACAAGAUGUGGAAUUCAAAAACUGGCGUCAGACAAGCUCACUGUCUGAUGGCCUGCUGCUUGGCAGAGAGGAAGAGAGGAAAGUUGUAGUCGACUGGUUGACCAAGCCUGAAAGUGAUGCAGUUGAACAAAUUGUGAGCAAUCUCGCUGUAUUUUCUGUAAUUGGUAUAGGCGGAAUGGGGAAGACGACACUUGCUCAAGUUAUAUGCAAUAUUAAAGAGGUCAAAGAGUACUUUGAUUUCGUCAUAUGGGUUUGUGUUUCUCACAGUUUUGAUAUUGAGACACUAACAAAAAAGAUCCUUGAAGACGUGACCGGAGAAGGAGCAACCAUGAUUGGUCUAAAUGCGCUCCACAAGGCCCUCAAGGAGAAGUUGCAGUCCAAGAACUUUCUCCUUGUACUGGAUGAUGUGUGGAAUGAUGAGAGAGUUCAUGAUUGGGAGAAAUUUUUGCGUCCAUUGCGAUAUGGGAAGAAAGGAAGCAAGAUACUGCUGACAACUCGAAUGCAGUCCGUAGCUGAUGUUGCUGCAAGAACAGUGCAGGGUGAAUGCCAGUCUUUAAGACUGAGUGGAAUGGAAGAAGCAGACCUCCUGCUUCUUUUGAACAUGCAUGCAUUUUCUGGAGUUGAUCCUGAUGAUUACAGGAACCUACAGCAGAUCAGCAAGAAAAUGGUAAGCAAGCUUAGUGGUUCUCCAUUGGCAGCAAAAGUUCUUGGUGGAUUGUUGAACAACAACAUGGAUAGUAGCACAUGGAACAAAAUUUUGGCAUCAGGCGUUCAUAAUAUACAACAGGGUAACGAAGGGAUUAUGGCAGUGUUAAAGUUAAGCUAUCAACAUUUACCUACACAUCUGCAGGCGUGUUUCAGGUAUUGCAGCUUAUUUCAGAAAUAUUAUGAGUUCACAAAGAAAGAAUUGGUGCACUUAUGGACGGGUGCAGGACUGAUCCAACAACCGGUGGAUGACAUAAUGCCAGAGGAUAUUGGAUUGGGUUACUUAGUUACAUUAUCCAGAAAAUCUUUUUUUGACAUCAAAUCAAGGCCUUGCCUUAGUCGUGCUAUAAAAGGUAAUUUAUUUGAUGAAUAUUACGAAGAAAGAUUUGUGAUGCAUGAUCUCUUACAUGUCUUGGCCCAAUCGGCAUCAGUGAGUGAAUGCACAAGAGUUGACCUAAACUUUCUAGGUAGUAUUCCAAAAACAGUUCGUCAUAUACGCAUUGAGAUGAUAAACCCUGCUGUUGUUGAGCAGAUCUCUCAUGCAAAUAAACUGCGCACGCUACUUAUGCAUUUCGAAGACCAAGAUGAGGCACUACAAGAGCACAUCAUCAGGAAAGUGUUGCGUGUAGCGAAAAGCUUACGGGUGUUAUCCAUAACAACAAACUCUCCAUGUAAGCUUCCUAAGGCAGUGGGUGGUCUAAUGCACCUUCGCUACUUAUCUCUCAUGUGGGGUCGAAAAAGGAUGACACAUUUCGGUUGGUUUCCCAAGCCUGUGUACAAGAUUUAUCAUCUGCAAGUAAUGAAGUUUGAUAAUCCCCAACUUACAGCUCCGGAGAAAAGAGAAAUGGAGGGCGUGUGCAACCUGGUUAAUUUACGCCAUCUGCAACUAUCUUACGGAAUAAUACCAAUGAUUCCUUAUGUAGGAAAACUGACUUCUCUCGAGGAACUCCAUAAUUUCCGCAUCAAACAAGAUAGUGGUUACACUAUUGGUGAACUAAAAAAUCUGAAGAAGCUAUGUCAUUUAUAUGUUUCUGAUCUUGACAAGGUAAAAAGUGCAGAAGAAGCUGCUGAAGUCAUGUUGGAUCAGAAAGAGAAUCUGUUGGCAGUAAGGUUAGGUUGGUCCGCAAGCUCUUAUAAUUCAAGUGAGCGAAGCCAAGCUGAGAUGGUUCUCGAUAAACUACAACCACACUCCAAUUCACAUAAAUUGAAGAUUGACGGAUAUCCUGGAUCUCGAUCUCCAUGUUGGCUCCAAACAGCAGGCUGGGGUUUUCUCCCCGUAUCGAAAAAUAUAUGUAAUUGUGAAAGAUUGCAGCAUCUUCCACCACUUGGGCAGUUAGAUUCUCUCCAGUAUCUCUACAUAAUUAACUUGGCAUCAGUAGAGUGUGUGGAUUCUUCAUUUUAUGGAAAUGACAAGCCUGCUGGACUGCAAUACCUUAAGGUGCUAGAGAUCGAGAGCAUGCCAAAACUAGUGGAAUGGGUUGGAUCGGAGGGUGUGAACUUAUUCCCCAGGCUUGACACGCUAAUAGUGCGUAACUGCGAGGUGUUGAGAAGUCUGCCAAGUGUACCUAUUAGUAUUGAACAUGUUGAGAUCCAUCGUGCUGGUUUACGGGCUAUGCCAACAUUUUUUGUGAGUUCUGAUACAAAUUCAUCAGCAGCAGCAUCAUUGGACCUGGCUCUUUCGAAGCUCAUGAUUUUUCAUUGCCAAAACCUGGAAACUUUAUGGCAGGGGUGCUCUCUAUCUGCAGUCGAAGAGUUGUCCAUCCAACAAUGCGCAAGCUUGUCGUGCCUGCCGGAGGAUUCAUUUGGUUCACUUUCCUCCCUAAAAACCCUUCAAAUAGUGAAGUGCCCAAAUUUGGUGACAGGAGAGAUCAGGUUGCCCCCUACCGUGAAAACUAUCACUUUAGGGUUGUGCGGUGAUGCUGAAACACCACUACUUCAUUCAAUGAGAGGUCUUAACUUGCUGGAACGUUUGUUUUUAGAUGGUUGUCUACUGGCACAUCUCCCUUCAGAAGUGUUUGCAUGUUUGGUAGGGUUAACUGAUAUGAUGAUUAGUGAUUGUGCAAUUACAUCUCUUCCAUCAGCUGAAGCCUUUGCAAAAAUGAAAAAUCUUAUUAACAUAUGCAUAUGGGAUUGCAAAGAGCUAGUUUCAAUCAAUGGGAUCCAAGGGAUUCCAUCACUAAUGUCAUUGCAAAUCAGCGGAUGCAGCAAGAUUACUGCAGACUCGUAUGUUGAGAUGGUGGAUGACUCUACUGAUUUUCCCGGCCUUGCUUUGAAGUUGGAUGAGCUUGAUAUAGACAAUCCGUCACUCUUGCUCAGAGAGCCACUGCGAAGCAUCUCGUGUGUCAAGAAGCUUAGAAUUGUUGGUGGCGCUGAACUGAGACACUUACCUGAGGAGUGGUUACUGCAAAACCAGGCACUUAAAGAACUAGAAGUGUCUGAUGCUUCUCAUCUGAUAUGCCUGGCCCCACAAUUGGCAAAUAUGAGCUCCAUGGAAUCCUUCCAUAUAUCCAAUGCAAAAUUGAUCCAGAGUUUACCUGGCAUGCCUAUUUCUCUGAGGUAUCUACAGAUAAACAAUUGCCACCCUGAGCUAAAGAAGAGGUGCAGAAAGAACGGCGGACCUGAUUGGAUGAAGAUUGCACAUAUCUGUAACGUAAACAUUAGCUAA